This is a messenger RNA of Mytilus californianus (California mussel), 2143 nucleotides long. RefSeq lists its product as uncharacterized. The record is from RefSeq and is a predicted model, not a curated record. Bases 239 to 1909 code for a protein of 556 amino acids. The transcript is spliced from 3 exons. NCBI's taxonomy places the organism in Eukaryota, Metazoa, Mollusca, Bivalvia, Mytilida, Mytilidae.
CGUCGGUUUAUUUUAGUGCAUGCAGUGACGUAUGUCUCUUUAUAAUAAAUAUUAAGGAGUAUAUCAUAAUUUGUUUUUGGUGAACAUUUUAAAGAACAUUUUAUCACACAUUGGCUGCUGAAAAAUUCGUCGUUUGGCGGAUCACAUACGAAAAGCAACACCAAAAGCGUACAAAGAUAAUUUCUACUGCAUUGUGGUCGUUUUUAGAGACUUAAUAAGUUUGGCAAGUUAAACCAUCAUGUUAUACUCAAAAUCACACUUUAACACGACUCCGGGUGAUUAUAAAAUACAUUCUUACGACAGGGUUCAUGAAUAUAACCACGUCCAUGACUAUAAUCAUAUUCACGAUUAUAAUAAAAUACACGAAUAUGACAAAAUUUACAAAUAUGACAAGAUUCGAGAAUACAAAUAUCAUGAAUACCAACCUACGAAAACACAGCAGAAGAAACCACGACCAAUUAUUGAUAGACCAGCUGCGCAACCCGUAAAACGGAAACGGAAGUCAAGAUUAGAAUGGCCGGACAAACCAAUUUAUACACAUACAUUUAGGCCAUAUGAAUAUAUUCCUCCGCCUCAACUUCGGAACUAUGAAUAUACUGAAUAUCAGAUGGACAAAGAUUAUUAUAUUAAUAGAAAAUUAGGAACGUAUAGAGGCAGUGUUGAUUAUAAAUUAACUCCAGAUAACUAUUAUCCGUUCAGAUACCGUAAAGGAAAACAAAAAAGAGAAGAUUUCAAUAAUAAUGAAGAAAUAAAACGGGAAGCAAGUUUAAGAGAUAUAGAUUUUAAAGAACCGAUUUAUAAACCGGAAACACGACGUGAGGUAAAACUUCCAACUAAAUUCGUUUAUAUGCCAAAGGCAGUUCUAAAAACGCAAGCAAAAGCAAAACCUGCAACACCCGUAUAUAAACCGGAAGUACGCCAACAGGAAGUUCUGCCUACAGCAUUUGUGUUUGCGCCAGCUAUCAUCAAAAAGGCUGAGACAAAGCCACAAACUCCAGUGUAUCAACCAGAAGAACGCCAAGAGGAAAUACUUCCGAAUGCAUUCAUGUUUGCCCCUAUUGUUGUUACAAAAUCACAAACUCAAGCAAAACCACAAACUCCGCUAUAUCAACCCGAGGAACGUCAGGAAAAUGUUUUACCAUCAGCUUACGUCAUAGCACCAAGGGCAGUGCAAAAGAUCGAAUCACCCACACCUGAGAAAUCACCUAGUCCUGUUAUAGCAAAACAAGCUGCAGCUGCAGCAGCAGUCAGACGUGCCUCUCCAGUACAUAACCCUAGUCCUGUAAGGAGCAUUUAUACUCCAAUAGGAUCUAGAUCACCUUCUCCAGGUCUUCCACCUGUUGGUGCCAUCUUAGCAGGAGGUAUGAUCGGAGCAGCUGUGGUCAGUAAUAAAUCUGAGAAAAAGGAACAAGAAAAAAUACCAAAACAGUCUACCCCACAACCACCAUCCCCAGAGCGCCAACGAUCACCCUCAAUACAAAAUGUCGUGGUUGCUGCGGCAGUAGUAGGUGCCACGUCACCAAGUCCUGAACCACUAUCAAAAUCAACACCAAAACCAACAACACCCCAACCACCUCCUGUGCAACCAGCCCCUGCCCCUAAAGCUGUUGCUGUAGCUGCUUCAGUUCCUGCUAGGAGGGCAGCUCUGUCCGUUGGAUCUCCUAAACCAGAAAGAGCACCAACACCAGCGAAAUUAGAAGCACGGCAUGCACCAGUGGCUAAGGCGGGAGUAGUUGCUGCAGCAUCUGUACCUGCUUUAUCUAAACCAGUAGAGCAGCCUAAAACACCAGAUAAUCAGUAUAAAGAGGAACCUUCCACUUGGUCUCCUGUACCAAACAGAAAGAGGGGUCUACCUCCAGAAAUUAUUGCGACAAUUGAGGCAUACGACCGAGCGCAUGGCAAAACAUGAGAACAACAGACAAGUUAACAAAUCGUGUCAGCGUGUGAUUGACGACGACGUAUGUCAGAAAAACAUUACUGCAAACCUUCACAGAUUGUGAAUGGUAGCCACCGAUUACGAGAAACCCUAAAUGUGGGGUUGGAAAUUACAUUUGUAUUUUAAAUCAUUUUUCCAUAACUUGCGUGUCUUGCCAUGUUGUUGAAAUAUAAUGCAAUAAUGAUGAUAAAUAAAAAUCAAAAUGUA